Messenger RNA from Penicillium paradoxum, 1626 nucleotides. RefSeq lists its product as uncharacterized. Lineage: Eukaryota; Fungi; Ascomycota; Eurotiomycetes; Eurotiales; Aspergillaceae. The record is from RefSeq and is a predicted model, not a curated record. The transcript has 2 exons. Bases 1 to 1626 code for a protein of 541 amino acids.
AUGCCUAAGAAGGGAGGAAAGAAGAACAAGAAGGGCAGCAAGCCCGCCGUGGUUGCAGCUGCUGCUGUAGACAACGUCAAGGAUAUUGUCAACCCCGACCACGAAGUUGAGGACGUUGAGGACCAGGCCCAGCAAAUCGAAGCCCCGAAGGAGACCAUCGAGCAGAUCGAGACUCCGGAGACCGUGACGGAGCCCACUGAGACUGUCGCUGAGCCCAGUCAGGCCCCCGAGGUCGUAUCCACAGCUGAGACCCCCGCCGUGACGGAAACAAAGCCGGCUGAGGAGGCUGUGAAGGCCGCGGAAGCCCCCGAGGCCCCCGAAGCCCCCGAAGCCGUUGCGACAGAGAACAAGAAUACCGUCGAGGAGGCCGUGGAGAAGGCGCAGGCUUCCAAGGCCGGUCAGUUGGGUGAGGUGGAGGGUGGCGACGGCGCAGGCACUGGUAUGACGAGUGUCAGUAAAAUUGCGACAAUGAUCUCCACUAACCUCAAUCCUGCAGCUGUGAUCCCAGACAAGUCCAAUGAAUCCGCCGUGAUCCCCGAGACCAAAGAACCCGAGACCGAGACUGCCGCCAUCGGCGCUGCCGCAACACUGCCCGAGCGCCCCAAGACCUCGGAAUCAACCGCCGCCCCUGCCAUCGUCGCUGCGCCUGAGCCUACCCCUGUUGUCGAGAACGAUGUUGCCCAUGCGAAGCGUCCUUACGAGAAGCCCAUCUUCAGCACCGAGGAGAACCUGAAGCCCCACAAGAUGCCCAAGACUGACGAGGAGCCGGUCGCGAUUAGCGUCGAGGAGGACAAGAAGACCAUUGAGAACUUGGCCGGUGUUGGACCCGCUUCGGCUGCUGCCCUCACAGUCCCUGAGCCCGUUCCUGUCCAGACCGAGGCACCUAAGGCCGUAGAGGAGAUCAUCGACGAGACACCCAAGGUUGCCGAGGAAAAGACCGUCGAGGAGACACCCAAGGUCGCCGAGGAGAAGAUCGUCGAGGAGACACCCAAGGUUGCUGAGGAGAAGACCGUCGAGGAGACACCCAAGGUCGCCGAGGAGAAGAUCGUCGAGGAGACACCCAAGGUUGCUGAGGAAAAGACCGUCGAGGAGACACCCAAGGUCGCCGAGGUCGCCGAGGAGAAGACUUCUGAGGCACCUCAGGUUGCUGAGGAAAAGACCCUCGAGGAGACGGUCGCCGAGGAGAAGAUUUCUGAGGCACCUCAGAUUGCUGAACAAAAGGCCGAGACACCUAAGGUUGUUGAGGAGAAGACCGCUGUUGAGGAAAAGACCCCUGUUGAGUCUACCCCCAAGAGUACUCCUGCUCAGUCAGGCGCCGGGCAGCCUUCCUCCCCCGCUGCGAUCGCUGCUGCGACUGCCGCUCUUGCUUCCUUCAAGAGUGACAAGGCUGCCACCCCGGUUGCUGCCAAGGAGGCUGAGCUCCAGAAGCCCGAAGCUGCCUUGAAGCGCGGCGAGGAGCCGCUCCCCAAAGCUGAGUCUCCCAAGGCCGAGACUAAGGCUGAGCCCGUUACGGAGGAAGCUAGUAAGGCCCAGGAACAAACCCAGAAGACUUCUGAACCCUCACCAGAGCCGGUUGAGAAGAAGAAGGGUGGAUUCAUGUCUUGGUUGAAGCGCAAGCUCAAAUAA